AUGUCGCAAGCCGACAUCGAGGCGUGGGUGACGGGGCAGCCGCCCACCUCCGCCAACCUGCCGUCGCCGGCGGAGUGCCCUGACUUGCGGGUCGUCAAGCUCUUCAGCCUCAACGAUUACCUGGGCCUCUCCACGCACCCUGCGGUGCGGCAGGCGGCGGCCGACGCAGCGCUGCAGUGCGGCAACGGGCCCCGCUCCUCGGCGCUGGUGGGCGGCUACACCAGCUGGCACGCGGAGCUGGAGCGCGGCCUGGCGGCGCUCAAGGGCACCGAAGACUGCCUGCUGUUCCCCACCGGCUUUGCCGCCAACCUGGCCGUCGCCUCGGCGCUGUGCCAGGACGGCGGCGUGGUGGUGCUGUCGGACGAGCUCAACCACGCCAGCAUCGUGGACGGCGCGCGCCUGGGGCGGCGGGGCGGCAGCCGCCUGCUGGUGUACCGCCACAACGACCUGGCGCACCUGGAGCAGCUGCUGACGGAGCAGGUCCCGCCAGACAGCCUGUUCAGUAUGGACGGCGACUUUGCCAACCUGCGGGGCCUGGCACGGCUGAAGCGCCGCCACGCCUUCCUGCUGGUGGUGGAUGAGGCGCACGCCACGCUGGUGUGCGGCGCCCGCGGCGGUGGGGCCGCGGAGAUGCUGGGGGUCGCGAGCGAUGUCGACCUGCAUGUGGGCACGCUGAGCAAGGCGUUUGGCUGCCUGGGGGGCUUUGUGGCCUGCAGCCGCGGGUGGAAAGACUUCCUUGUGAACCGAGGCCGCUCCCAGGUCUUCUCCACGGCUCUGCCUGUGCCGGUGGUGGCGGCGGCGCUAGCGGCACUCAGGCGGGAGGCGGUGGAUGCCAGCAUGCAGCUGCUGCGUGCCGGCUUCCACGUGCCCGCGAUACGCCCGCCCACCGUACCGCCGGGCACCAGCCGCCUGCGGGUCAGCCUGUCGGCAGCCCACACCGAGGACGACCUGCAGCAGCUGAUAGAUGGGCUGCGCGAGUGCGGGGUGCGCUUCCAGCAGAGCACAGCAAAGCAAGGAGCAGCAGCAGCAGGAGCGGCGGUGCCGGCGGCGCAACCGGGCGAGGGAGGUGGGGAUCCGGCGCCGUGGAUGCCGCCGCUGCCGCCGCCCAACUUGAGCCGGCUGUGA
Molecule: messenger RNA, 1125 nt
Organism: Chlorella variabilis
Lineage: Eukaryota; Viridiplantae; Chlorophyta; Trebouxiophyceae; Chlorellales; Chlorellaceae
Exons: 6
Coding region: 1-1125 (374 amino acids)
Biological process (GO): biosynthetic process
Molecular function (GO): transferase activity; pyridoxal phosphate binding
Source: RefSeq, a predicted model, not a curated record